AGCAAUAAUGGGGUUCCCAAGCACCACGCCUCUGUGCAGGCUUUCAAGCAAUGGCACGUCUAGUCCGUUCCUCCAACGGACGAACUUUGAGCAAACGGACCAGCGCUUCGUGGGUCCAGGAGCUACAUAAGUGACUUGUCUGCGAAGCAACUCAGGGUACACGUCUUAUACUGAUCAUAUGAUUCGUAUCUUUUUGCAUCUGCUGCCCUCUCUCUCCUCUGGGCCCAUCUCAAGCAUCGAUAUCCGAAAUCAUACUGCGUAGCCAUGGCCGCUCUCGUUCGAAUGUUCAGAAACAAAUGGAUUACGCCAUCGCAGCCCACGAGUGAAGACUACAGUGGCAGAAACAUCGUUGUCACAGGAGCAACUUCGGGCAUCGGAAAAGAAGCUGUAUACAAGUUUGCUGUGCUGGGCGCCUCCAAAGUCAUCAUCGCCGCACGUGACUUGAAGAAGGGAGAGUCGACCAAAGCCGAACUCGCAAAGAGACUUGGUCGUGACGACCAGCUGGAGGUGUGGGAGCUUGACAUGAUGUCCUACGACAGCGUCGUCGCUUUUGCAGAACUUGCACGCGAGCUUGAGCAUCUCGAUGUUGCCAUCUUGAAUGCUGGUCUGCGGCGCUCAUCCUAUCAUGCCGGCGAGCAGGGCUGGGAGGAGGAUCUGCAGGUCAACACUCUUUCCAGCGUGCUCCUGGGUGUUCUCCUCCUGCCCAAGUUGAAGCAGUCGAAGCAUUACACCGGCAAGACGCCCGUACUCGAAUUCGUCAACUCCGGUCUCCACCAAAGCGCAGUUGUGCCCACCGAAGUACGACAACAACCGAGCAUCCUCGAGUACUACAACACACGCGAACACUUCAGGGAGGGCAGCCAGUACAAGUACAGCAAGGUGUUCCUUAUGUAUGCCACAAACAAGCUCGCCAGUGAGAUAUCCUCUGCAGACGCCAUCAUCACGUCCAUCAGUCCUGGAUUCGUCCAUAGCAAUCUGGGACGCGAUCACUACUUCCCUGGCGUCUACGUUUUGGCUGCUGUCAUUAUCUUCCUGAUCAUGAAGUCGCCAUCACAAGGGGCGAACUUGAUCCUGAGUGGAACAAGCCAAGGCGAAGCAGUUCAUGGGAGGUUUUGGCAGGAUGAUAAGAUCCAGCCAGUCCCACUUGCAGUUGCAGGUACUGAGAUGAAGGAGCUGGGCUUGAGAGUCUGGGACGAGAUUGUCGAGACGCUGAAGAAGGAUGUACCAACUUUCUCGAAGGCUCUUGACGCGGCACGCUACAGGCGUUAGAAGAGCCAAUGGUACUUUGUGAAUGUAUCCUUUGCAACGAGCAUGUUCGUGUGCAAAGCUUUGGUGCUGAGUGACAGACAAGGCCCAUUCGAGUGGAUGGCCUGGAACAGCGCACAGACUUCAGCCAUGACGUGUGAAGGUCGU
Macroventuria anomochaeta is the source of this 1413-nucleotide messenger RNA. RefSeq names its product short-chain dehydrogenase/reductase family protein-like protein. NCBI's taxonomy places the organism in Eukaryota, Fungi, Ascomycota, Dothideomycetes, Pleosporales, Didymellaceae. The record is from RefSeq and is a predicted model, not a curated record. The transcript has a single exon. The coding region runs from base 265 to 1269 and encodes 334 amino acids.